GACAUUUAGUUUACAGGAACAAGAAGUUUGUCGAUCUGGAUCUUUAUCAUCAGCGAUUCUUGUGGUUCUUUGAGCAGUCUUCGUUGACGAAGCCACAACAUCAUCGAAGCCACAUCUUCACGACGAUUGAUUCCGAAUAGUACAAGAAAGCCUUUUUCUUUUUCUACUUUUCAACAUUCCCUAUAAUUGAAGAAUCAAUCCAGCAGUAGUUCCGCUGUCAUUGUCAAUGUUAUCCCGCCUUUGGCGCAGCUUCGUGAAAAGGGGUUUCCGUUUUUGAAAGAAGGAUGAAGUUCUUGAUCUCGUCCUUCCGGGUGGUGCGAUUUAUUUGGUAACAACAACGACGAGGGUCGUGGGCCAGAAGAUCUUCAUCUGACUUGACAACAGCGAAAAACCUUGUCCCUGUAUAGUCUGUUGUCGUUCAAAUUCAUCAUAAAGGAGGACCACACCGGUGACGAGUUUUCUUUGUGCGGCUCGGCAACCUCCUGCGCACCAGUGGCAUGUUUCGAAUAGCAUUACGGAUGUCGGAGUAGGAGUUCUGCAACUAAGUACACAAAGGCUGCAGCACUAUUUCUUGGCGUGCGGCCGGGGAGUCCGAGGACGAGGAGGACGAUCUUGUAAUUAAGUACUACAGCCCAGUAGGACCAGAAGCGGAAGCAGAAAAUUCCGCGACGGUGUCGCGUGAUACUAGCGAGGAAGCAUUUCGAAAUUUUGUGUCGAAUAUUACGGGUUGUUUUUCUGGGGCGUCUGUAGAAGCUCGUUUUAUCGCCGACACCUACUACUACUUGGAAGUGGAACUCCAGCAAGCUAGCGGCGGUGGGAACUUGAGAGCACGACGAUAGCGAAUUCGAAAGGCCGGCGCCAGAGUGUUAGUUUGCAGCUCAAGUAGAGCAAGCUGAAAGUAAGUAGCGGACGAGCUGGAAGGAACUUCUCCAUCUGCCUCUACUUCUUUCCUCUUAACAACAAGAUGGGCGAUCACUUUGACCUUGUCCGAGGUCCGUCGCGAGACCAGGUAAGAACCGUAUGUGGAGUGGGUUUUUGUGAUGUUAGAAUUAGAUAGACAUAGAUGAAACUGAAACAUUUAAGUACGAAAUAACGUUCAAGUAGACUGGCUUCCCAACGCGGGUCGUGCGGAAAUUUGGACAGCAUGAAGAUUUUCAAUCGAUGGUGGGUUGAUGACGUGACGAAAUGUAUAUUACUUUCUUACGCCUGGCGAAAGGAAACAAAUUUUACCAAAGCUAAAGCUAAAUCUGUUCCCACUCAACGCAGGACCAACUUUCGCCGGACGAUCUGGAAUAUCGAGCCGUGCUAUGAAAUGGAGUCGAUAAUUCAGCUUUUUGAUGAAACAAGUCGCGUCUGGGAUAACAUUAACAACACAACUUGACGCCGACCUCCCUCGCCAUGCGCUGCGCGCAACUUUUUGUAAAAGUGUAUAAAUGCUGCAAGUGAUCAUGCAUCACCGACGUCAUAGGCAUGACCGAGAAAGCAGUUUCUCUUUGCUUGAGGAUACUCCAUUGUGAACAAGUUUUCGUACUGGUCCGCGCCAUCGACUUUAUUGAGGAGGACCCUCCGUAGUUGACUCUGCCUGGCGGAGUUGAGACUUCUUGUAUCAAAAAAGCUUCCGGCUUUUGCCACUCUACAUUUUCUCGACGGCCUUAUUCCGCUCGUUUCGGAGAUCAUAGACGCUCAGGGCGGAUUGUGCAGUUUGGGCUUUGUCAUGAACGACGACAGGGUGAAGGCACAGCUGGCGCGGGUCCCAACCGGCUUCGACAAAAAAAUCACGAAGAUACUGAGUAUAAUUUUGAUUUUGCGGCCCUCCUCGGGGUUUCAUACUAUUCGUUCGAUGCUGAUGUGAAUAUCGCAAUUAUCGCAAGGAUGAAAUAAACUGCUGGGAAGAUUUAGAUUGUGCAUGUUAUGAUUUCUGUCAAACCGUAAAACAGGAUUUUACAACGAGUAUUUUGCCAUCAUUGACAAUGGAAUGGUUGCCACGAGUACCGGCUUCGAGACGGGGAAAGUCGUGUUUAACAAUGCGGGCCAGACGGUCGCAGCCAAUGCCGCUUCCGUCUCGGGGGAGAACCUGGGCACUGCCAUAUUGUGAGGAAAAAUCACCCCCAUAUUAAAAUGCAACUUUGUGAUGCUGUUUUGUGGUCACAAAUCAGAUUUGUCUUGCCGAAAGUGCUUGGCGGUAGUUUCUAACCUGUUCGUCGGGUAUGCAGAAGGCUAGCGAUUAGGCAUGGCAAACAGAUUCGCAGUAGUCGAAAGCGCAUGACAGCCUGGCUGCAGUAUGCGCCAUAAGCAUCCUAUUGCCCUAUAGGCAAGACAAAGGCGAUUUGUGAGCAUUAAGCAGCAUCAGAAAUUUCCAUUUUGAUAUGGGGCGGGGGCAUUUUUCCUCACAAUAUGCCACAACCUCGGGCCUAUGAACUGCAAAAGUAUCGUACUCGUAUAAAUGCAUCACAAAUUUCCUCAGCAUGAGAAAUAAAAUUUGUCAUGCUAAUUUACCUUAAGAAAAAUAUUUGUAAUGCAAGACUUGCAUUUAUACGAAUACGAUACUUUUGCACAGGAUAGGGCCCGUCCGGGUACGGGAAGGGAGCCGGUGGAAAGUAUCGCAAGGAAAAAUCCCCCCUCCCCAUAUUGAAGAGGUGAGGUUUCGAGAAUUUGUGUUGCUGAUUUAAGGUCACAAAUCACGUUUGUGCUGCAAGAAGACAAAGGCAGCAGCUUCCGUCCCAUUAUGGAGGCGGUUUGUCAUGCUGUUGAGCCAACAUCACGGACGCUUCUCAUGCUAAGCGCCAAAGUCAAAGCCUCUCUACUCAGGCUUGAUAUGGGUCUGCAGUCCUCUCCAGCAAGACAAAUGCGAUUUGUGUACUCAAAUACAGCAACACAAAUUUCGCUUUCGAUAUGGGGAGGGGGGAUUUUUCCUCACAAUAGAAAGGGCAGCGGUGGCGCGGGGAAAGGGGGACGCGCACCCGGUGGCGGGAACGAAACCACGGACCAAAAAGCGAUACAGGACGCUGCAGACCGGCUUUGGAAGUAGAAGAACUUUAGUUUCGUCAAUGAAUAAGAACUACGUGGUGAACAAUAAUAGGAGUCUGACUUCUCGAGAUGGAGGACAUAGAGUUGUGGUAGGUCCGUCCCGCGAGUGAGGUCGCCCGCGACCGGGCAAAAUGGCAGGCCGGAGGGGAGGCGACUUGGCCCAGGAGCCAGGAUGGCAGCGGGCGCACGCAAAUACCUCCCGCUGACCUUACCGCGGCGCCAGUGGGUGCGUCCGUUGGUGUUGUAGGGUAUUGCGGCUCUUUGGCGAUCGCGGGCGAAGCAACUCGGGGGCGGGGGCUAAGGCCCCCCCUGCGCUAGCUUUUGACUGGGCCCGGGCUUUGGCCCCUGCGCCACCCCGGGUGGGCCGCGCCGCCCUUUGGGUGGGUCGUUAGAAGUUGCCCGGGCCAGGCCCCCCCGCCGGUUUUUUGUUGCAGAGUGAAAGAACAGCCGCGCGCCGGGGGCCCGGCGCCCGCUGGCUUUUGCGCGCGAAGCCCGGAGGCUUCUUGCGGCCGGCCGCAAGCGGCAAGCGUCUCUCUGGCCUCCGCGGCCUUGUGCGCAGCGCCCGGCCCAACCCGAGCGACCGCCCGCGGUCGCCCCAAGGCCCCGGCGGCUAUUUCAUUCGGGCGGGCUAGGGGGGCUGGUGGUGUUCCAUUCCCGCCCCGGCAUAGGCGCGGGCUUCUUUUGUAGCUAUGCUCGCUGGGGAUGGGGUCCGGAAUGGCUCCGGGCGGCUUUGGCCCGCCGCGGCCCAGCGCAGUGAGUGCUUCCGAAAGAAAGUAUUUCAAGGGGGCGCCGGGUGUUUUCUGCGUUGGCUUUUCAUUCUAUUGGCUUUGGAAAAUUUUGGGAAGGCUUCGGGGAGAUAUUCGGGAGGCCCCUGCCGUGCUCUUUCCAGUUUUUCCAGAAAAAAGAAGAACGGGGGGGCCCGCCUUGCGGCCUCCGCGUUGGUGCGUCUGCCCGGGCCCGCCGCACGGGAGGCGCGCCCGCAUAUUGGAGGCGUUGGCCCGCCCCGGGGAAAGGGUGCGCCGCAGAGCGCGGCCAGGGAGGCGGGCCAGUCUGCCCUUUGCCGUCCGAGCCCGCCCCGGCGGCUUUCGCUUCUGCCCUGCCCUCCGCGCCGCCCCAUGGCAGUCUUUUGGCCGGCCUUGUGCUUCGGGGCAGCCAGGCGGCCUGUUGGCCCGCCUCCGUCCGCCCCGGCGCGCGCCCGUCCAUUUCGCCGGGGGCCCCGGGCCUUCGCUCCUUGUAUUGCCCGGCCCGUGCGUGUGUCCCACGCACUCGGCGUGCGGGUGUACCGCCCGCGCCCUAGCCAGAAACUGCCUGCGUGGCGCGCCCCGCCCGCGCGGGCGGGCACGAAAAAGGGGCCGGCCCCAGGACAGGCGUGCGCGGGCGAAGGGGCCCGCAGGAAGGGUGGCGCCACUUAUUUUGCCCACUGGACUGACUGACUUCGCCCGGUCGGUCGCAAUGGCGGUGGGCACGCACCCACGCAGGCAAACCAGCUCGGCGGCCGAACUGCCGGCGAGGGCCCGAGGAGCGAUGGAGCAGAGAAGCUGCAUGCCGCCGCCCUAAUGAGAAUGAAGACUGGCAAAAAGAGCAGGGGCGGGGCCCGCCAAAAGUUGGGCGGCAGUGGGCCUCGGCCUGGGCAUCCACCCCAUGUGCGCGCCCAUGCUAUGGGCACCGUUGUGACAGCCGGGCGGGUCGUGCCCGGCCUGCCGCGCGCGGCUUUCUCUGGGCCCUCUCGCGUAGUUCGGGUCCAGAGGGGCCGUGGGUCUUGGUCUUGCUUUUCCUUUAUCGGUCGCCGCGCCGCCGUGUCCUACCUGCAGAACAUUACUCAAUAGGCAUAGCCAUUAUUUAGUCAUGACGGCGUGGCACGGGAGUAAAGACCUUGGAAUUAAUGCGGGCAGGGUGCCUAACCCGCGGGGGAGAAAACAGUCCAAAGCCCGGGGCGGUUGGAUGUGGAUCAGGGGCAAAUUUUGUGCAUGUGCUGGAAAUUUAUUGUUGAAAUAUUUUUGAAAAGCUUUGCGCGGUCCGUUUGUAGGGUAGCUUUGCCUUUGCCAUCGCGUCGCCUUAUAGCUUUGUCUUUUGUCGCCGCAUUCCCGACAUCGCACUACCAUGAGGAUUGAGUAUAUUCCGCAUGGAAAACUCGCGCAAAUUGUUAAAGAGCACCAUACCGCCGCGAUUGGGGUUUUUCUGAUUUUUCGGUUUUCGGUUUUGGGUUUUAUAUAGCAAAAUCUCCUCCCUGGUCCUCCCUACCCUGGGACCCGGGAUUCUAUAAACUCUUCUGAUAUGAGUCUGCCUUCUCGAGAUGGAGGACAUAGAGUUGUGGUAGCUGUGCUUAUUCAAUAUCGGUACUAAAUUUGUCAAAUCGGACUUACCACGUGCACGUCGACAAGAUUCUUGUGAAACCCGACAACAGUGCCGUCUUCGACAUUGCCGACGAGGACAAAUUUGCGGCCGCGAUUGGCGAGGUGAAUUACGUGCGAAAGAAGCUCUGGGAAAAGGGCAUUCUGCACCUCCCAACCCCCGACUCCCUCGGCGCUGGCGCCUUGGGCGGGGCCGGGGGGACCAACCACGACGGCGGUAUCGGGCACAUUCCUUUCGCCGGCAACGUCACCCACCUAGUACCCGGCGCAGCUGGUGGAGGUGCGCCCGCCCCAGGUUGUGGUGGCGGCGGGGGAAUAAAUAGCAAGGCCGUCUCCGCCGCCGCCCCCGGCUUUGGAAACCCCACCGCGCCGGGAGGAGCAGGAGCUCCGGGGCUAGGGGGGCCCGCAGCCGCGAACAACAACAGCUGUACCUACGCCGCGGCGCCCGGAUUCGGGCCCGCACCGGGUUUCGCCGCAAACAGCCAGCAUAACAGCUACGGGUCGAGUUCCUACAACCAUCAUGGCCCGAACACAACCAGUCCGAACGUGGUCAAUAACAGUGCUUGUUACGACCAGCACGGGUAUAAUAACACCUCCACAGCUGCGCAUCUUUCCGGUAGUACUUCGCACCACACCACCACAGCGAGCGCGGCGCACAGCAGCAACAAUCCCCCACUGUCGCUCGAGAAAAGAGACGGCCGCAUGGCGGUUUUAGGGCAGGCGUGUGUGGACUUCUUGGCGCAGUGUCCGGAGAAAACGGUACUGAUGCAGCACUUGAGCUCUGACCCACAGAUCACGGAGCUGAAGCGCGGUGUGGUGGCGAAGUUUGAAAAAUGGAUCAAGCAAAACGAGCAUGUGUUUCGGCUAAAGGAGGUGCAUCAGGGGGGCACGGUAAGUAAUAUUUGGUGAUGUCUACUAUAGAUAGUUGUUGAUCCUUCCAUGUUGAAAGCGAAUUUAAGCAGCAGUUCUAUACUGUACAAUUUUUUUCUUCACAUAAAAAUCAGGUAAAAACGUACAUCAACCUGCACUUGGAGCCCAAUGAGAACGGCGAGAUGAUAUUUCCCUCGGCAGUGAGUGGCCUGCACCCCUGUGCCUCGGUGGCGGGUUGUUAAAAGAACAUGUUAAUAUCGUGCUGGUCGACGUCGGUUCUGGAUUUAUUUUCGGCGCUCCCCGAGGCUGAGGUGCAGGAGUACUUCUUUUAGGCGUUUGGUUUGCGCUAGGAUACUAUUACUAUACAAGUUACAGCACCUCCUCCCUGAUAGUGCAAGGGAAAAGAGCUACGGGAUAGGAUUUCCUGGCAGAAAGUAAAGCAUAAGCAUUCCAAUGGAUGAAUCGACAUCACGACGACAAGAAAGACGAGAAUAAACGCCACGACUGAUAGAAGUAAGUACUUAUCAUCUAUUCGCGCUUCCAGAUGAACGGCAUGACUGAGUAUGUGAGUUCUUCUCUGUAAACUCGACGACGCAGAGGCAGAUUGAAUCUGCAAUGUAAAAAGCGACAUCAUCACAACUAAU
Molecule: messenger RNA, 6892 nt
Organism: Amoebophrya sp. A120
Lineage: Eukaryota; Dinophyceae; Syndiniales; Amoebophryaceae
Source: the annotation of a GenBank genome assembly